AUGAGUACAAAUCCUCCCGUACCACCACCACUUCCAGCUGAUAAUACCAUCACUCCUCUAAAAUUAUACCAAAUACAAAAUUCACUGAGUGAUUCUAUUUGUCAAUGGACUACUGAGCUGGAGUUACGAGAAGCUUGUGCAAAAAAUAACAUUUGCCUUUACAAAGCUCCUCAUCAGUUCAAAUAUAAAAACUUUAAAGCUAUUACACAAGUGGGCCCAACUUGUGGCUUAGUAGCAUUAUCUAUGCUUUUAAAUGGAGAGGUUAGCCCUGAUGAGUUACUGAAUAUAGUUAUAGCAGAAGGUUACAGCAAUAAUGGUGAGAUGUUUAGUUGUCAGAAUAUGGUACAACUUGUUGAAAAAGUAUUAAAUCUGUCUAAAAAAAAUAAUGCCAGUUUCCAUUUAAGACAUGGACUUUAUAGCAAAGAAAUAAUACUUGAAUUGUUGAAUGGUGCUACUUUGUUGGUUGCAUAUGAUGCAGAUUGCAAUCACUCACCCUGCCUCCGAAAUGGACACACUGCACAUUGGGCAUUAGUGUGUGGAAUUAUAAUUAUUGAUGACCCUAAUGGAUAUUAUUUGUCUGAUCCUAACAAUAUUUACAUAUUUUGUAGACAUGGAAAGUCGAAAUAUCUUGCCAUGUGGCGUUUAGCUGAUUUAGAUAGUAGUAAUAAAAAUUUAAAUGAGUUUAAUCCCAAGAAAAAAGAAGAUGGUUUGUUAUAUAUUUUACCCGAAGGUGGCAUGGGUGGAAAAAAUGGCUUAAAAGGCCAGUUUGUUAUGUUUAAAGGUCUUUGA
This is a messenger RNA of Pieris macdunnoughi, 789 nucleotides long. NCBI's taxonomy places the organism in Eukaryota, Metazoa, Arthropoda, Insecta, Lepidoptera, Pieridae. The record is from the annotation of a GenBank genome assembly.